AUGAGUUUUAUCCUGAAACUUGACAGACAUUUCCAAAGAAGAGUAAUUUUGCUGGCCACUUUUUGUAUGGUGAGCAUAGUUAUUUCUGCCUACUACUUGUAUAAUGGCUACAAAGAGGAGAAUGAGCUUCCUGAAACCUCUUCAGAAGUGGAAUGUGGUGAUCCUCAACCGUUGCCAUCCAAGCUGAUGGAGAUGAAGAGCACGAAGCCCAUCGAUCCCCUGAGGACAGACCUGGUAGUGCUGGUGUUUGUGGAAAGCCAGCACUCAAGCUUAGGCCAAGAUAUAAGAAGCAUUCUGGAAUCCAGCAGGUUUCAGUUUCACCUUGAGAUUGCAUCUGGGAAAGGUGACCUCCCAGUGCUUCUAGACAAAAGCAGAGGCAAAUACGCUCUCAUAGUGUAUGAAAAUAUUCUGAAGUACGUGAAUAUGGACUCUUGGAACAGAGGCCUUCUAGAUAAGUACUGCCUGGAGUACGGUGUAGGUGUGAUUGGAUUUCACAAAGGCACUGAGAACAGCUUGCAGAGCUUUGAGUUGAAGGGUUUUCCUUUCCAUGUCCACAGCAAUCUGGGUGUUCAGGACUGUUGCAUUAACCCUCAUUCCCCACUGUUCCAUGUGACUAAACCUUCUAAGCUUGAGGAAGGGCCCUUGCUUGGAAAUGCCUGGGCCGUUUUCCAGGUUAAUCACACAACUUAUCAACCAGUGAUAUUUGCAAAAGUAAAGACACCAGAAAACCUUUCUCCACCUGCUGCUCUAGGUGCUCUCUAUGCCACAGUAAUACAUGACUUGGGGCUCCACGAUGGGAUUCAGCGAGUCCUUUUCGGCAGUAACUUGAAUUUUUGGCUGCACAAGCUGAUUUUCAUAGAUGCCAUCUCUUUCCUGUCUGGAAAGAAACUCACCCUAUCCUUGGAUAGGUACAUUCUGGUUGACAUAGAUGAUAUCUUCGUUGGCAAGGAUGGAACAAGGAUGAACACCAACGAUGUACAGAUGUGCUGCUGUGAUGGAAAUUUCUGUUCCAGCACACUUCCACACCAAGAGAAAUAGAGGAAAAAGAAAAGAGAAAGGAGUUAAAAGCCAGAAGGCAUCAUUUAAAUGCCAGUGUGGCAACCAAAGAGCAAGUGCCAUGGGUGCUGUGCACCCAGACCUGCAGCACCAGGGCCAUCCAUCUGCCUCAGGAGUCCUGCUUUCAUCCUUGGAGUGUGCAUCCUUCCAUCCUCCAGUGUGCACCGGCACUUCAGAUUGAGGUAAGGACAGCAUUUAAUAGGGGAAAAAGAACAGGAGCUACUACCUCCAUUAAAUAUUGGCACCACCAUGGGACACAUUCACUUGAAGACGAGCACAAAGGGAUUCCAACACAAUUGUCCCCGUACAGAACACAAACCAAGCUUCUCCUGCUGCUCUGGGCGGUCCCUAAACACAAGAAGGAGCUGUGGGUUUUCUCCAUCGCUGCUGGUGCAGCUGAAGAAGUUCCUUA
This is a messenger RNA of Poecile atricapillus (Black-capped chickadee), 1468 nucleotides long. RefSeq names its product bifunctional heparan sulfate N-deacetylase/N-sulfotransferase 3-like. The transcript is spliced from 3 exons. Gene Ontology annotation, molecular function: heparan sulfate N-sulfotransferase activity; hydrolase activity. Lineage: Eukaryota; Metazoa; Chordata; Aves; Passeriformes; Paridae. Bases 1 to 1038 code for a protein of 345 amino acids. The record is from RefSeq and is a predicted model, not a curated record.